Messenger RNA from Pseudocercospora fijiensis CIRAD86, 1338 nucleotides. RefSeq lists its product as uncharacterized. The transcript is spliced from 4 exons. The coding region runs from base 1 to 1338 and encodes 445 amino acids. Gene Ontology annotation, molecular function: monooxygenase activity; FAD binding. NCBI's taxonomy places the organism in Eukaryota, Fungi, Ascomycota, Dothideomycetes, Mycosphaerellales, Mycosphaerellaceae. The record is from RefSeq and is a predicted model, not a curated record.
AUGGGCAGCAUCUCCAAUCCUUUGGAUAUCGGCAUCAUUGGAGCCGGCAUCGCUGGUCUCUGCGCAGGAAUCGCGGUGUCUCGAGCUGGCCACAAAGCUACCAUCUAUGAGAAAUCAUCAUUCAAGAAUGAAAUUGGCGCAGCGAUAUCCAUCACACCAAAUGGGAAUAGAGUGCUUUCGAAAUGGGGGUUCAGCUAUGCCGCAGCUGGCGGGACCGACAAGCUGCAGUUCCGGGGCGUUGAUCCUGUGUCAAUGCAGCUGAGACAUAAGACUGACCUGAGGAAUGUGAGAAAGGACUUUGGGGAAGGUUUUAAUGCUUUUCAUCGAGUCGACUUACAUCGCGAACUGAGAUUGAUGGCAGAGAAGGCAGGAGUAAAGAUUUUGUUGAGCCAGGAGGUGGUGGACUUGCAGUGCGAAGAAGGCAUCAUCAAAUUCAAGGAUGGCAAGGAAGUCAAAAAGGAUUUGGUUGUUGUUGCUGAUGGUCUGAAGAGCAACUUCAUCCAGACCAUCACAGACACCGACAUCUACCCAAAGAAGAUCGGCAAGUCCGUAUUUCGAGGCCUCAUUCCCAUGUCCGACAUCAUGUCUGACCCCAUCAUCGCUCCAUUCUUCGAGAACGAAGGCUCAGGUUUCUUCUCCGGCUACUCACCCCUCAACUCUGUUAUGUUCAUGACGUAUCCUUGUCGAAACGAUGAGAUCAUGAAUGUAGCAGUCUUCCAUACUACACGACCCGGGCACGAAGAUGACGAAGGAUGGAGUUCGCCAGCCACCAUCAAGGAAGUGUUGAGUGUGCUAGACGGCUUACAUCCUUUCUGGAGCCAGAUCGUAAAGAAAGGAGAUGAUGAUUUGUUCAAAUGCUUCCCGAUCACAUUUCGAGAUGCGAUUGCAAGGUACAAUAAAGGAAGAGUCAUCUUGAUGGGCGAUGCAGCACAUCCUAUGCAACCUACUCACGCUCAAGGAGCCUGCGUCUCAAUCGAAGACGCCGCAACCCUCGAAGUCCUCCUCUCUCAAUGCAACUCCCCGGACAUUAUCCCCUCCUUAUGCCAACUCUACUCCGACUUCCGCAUCCCACGCGACAAUACCACCCAACUCUACUCGAACGUCAUGUUCUACAAAAACGACGGUGACCCCGAAGCCGGGAAGAAAUACGAAGCUGAAAUCCGAAAGUUUUAUCCCGCUCCAGACGAACUUAUGACUUUUGUUCAAACGCCUUGGGAGGGUCCGCAUCAGAGGCUUUGCUCAAAAUAUGCUAUAGCACCAAGUUCCGUCAUCGUCAUCGUCAUCGGCUGCUUGAACUCCAGUCGCUUUCGUAUUUCACCGCUCGGUCUCGCGCCGUGA